AUGGAUCCUCUUUCGAUUGCCGCCUUCGCUCUGCAGAUGGUGGGAAUAGCCGGCAAGAUUGUGGAAGGUACUGGCAAAUUCGUCCAAGAAAGCAAGGCUAUUGCCUCGAGCAUCUGUGAAUUCCACGAAACCAUUCGCAACCUUUACGCUGCGUUGCGCAAUGUGGCUCGAAUUCUAAAACAGCAUCCGCAUCAGCUUUCCUUUGAAAGAGAGCACCACCAAGACAUUUACCAAAUUCUCAAAUCAUGCCGCUCAUCGCUUGAUAGGCUGCAGAAAGAGCUGCCAGAACUCGACGACAAACCGGGUCCGAUUGAUAAGGCCAGAGCGAGCUUUGCCAUGACGUUGAAGUCGGUUGUAAUUCGCGAUCUGAUUUCGCACAUCACCUCGUAUACACAAGUUCUUCAACUCAGUCUUAUAACCUUGUCACUCGGCUCACUAUGGACUCAGCAAAAGUCUCAAGACCAGGUGCAUGUUGCGAUAAGAAAGUUGACCGACGAAAUUCGGGCUGCGAAUCUCAUCUCGCGUGCUGGCACGGGCCAGAGGCCACCAUCCACUGACUGGGACGAUGACACUGAUACCAGGCUGGAUGAAUCUCUAUCUGUAACCAAGGAGAUCCAAGCCUGGCGAAUGUCGGCCGACGAAGUGGCAGCCGCAGUCACUUUGCAAAAUGCAGACCAAAGCCACUCGUUCCUGUCGUUUAACUCGUCGUUCACCAAGUUGGCCUUGGAGAAGGACCAGGGCUCGAAACAAGCGUCAGGUAAUGUUGACUCGGACGACUGGGAUCCAGAGCCCGACCAUCCAGACGGGCCAAGCAAAGACAUCCUCAGUCACCAGUACGACGCGAAUCAAGAAAUAGUCGACCGCUUGGUAGACUGCGGCAUAUUUCUCCGGGCUUCACUGUACCAGAAGAGGGGCAUCGAAAUUCGAGAACAACUCAGCCAGCCAGGAUACGAUGUCGAGUUCAGCUUUGCCGAGCAAGCUGCAAUGAAAGAACGACUCGCUGAUAUACUUUUAAAGAGUGAAACCGAGGAGGAAAUCGCCGAGGCAAAAGCAAUUCUUCAGUAUCUACUCCAAGAGGAGGUGAAACAGCCUGAAGAAUUUCGUGAUGACGAACGGCGAAGUCGGUUAUAUCACGAUCUCGGGAGCCUUUACGUCAGACUCGGCAACCUGAAGCAGGCGAAAAUGUUUUUGAGUCGGGCCCUCGAAAUUCGAAAGAAUCAAGAACCCAUCCCGGUUGAAUUGGUUAGAGUGACGGCAGACUUAUAUAUCAAAGCUCUACAACUUGACGGGGCUUUUGACGAAGCACGUGGUGUGGAAGUUUGGGUCAACACUGUCAUGAUUCCGUUGACAAGCCGGUCGGAAUCGCCCCCGAAUGCAGACUCUAUGCCAGACGCCAGAAGGCCAUCCUCCAUGGGAGAGCUUUCUCAAGCCUUUGCUUGGUGUCGGGAGAACGGAUUUGAUGUCGGUAUACCGAGCGGGUUUCGUUUCGAAACCUGCGACUUCAUGACACAAACCUCGCCGCUCCAUAAAGCUAUUCAAGACGAGAACCUCGAUGUGUUGAGGCAAAUGGUAGGACAUGUGGUCAAUCUGGAGAACGGGGGUAAUGUUGGUUUACCGACACCCCUGCUACUUGCUGCAUCGACGAGGAAUCGCGACAGCGUCGGGCUUCUGUUACAAACAGGUGCGCGGGCCGAUGUGCGUGAUAGCGCAGGCCUAAGCCCCCUGCACCGAUGUCAGAACAAGUCCGGCGGCGUUAACGUUGCCCGACUUCUCCUCGAGGACACCCCCAAACUGUUGGAUCUCAUCGACAAUUCGGGAAAGACAGCUUUGUACAUGGCCUGCGAGAUGGGAAACGAGGCAAUGGUUCGGCUCUUGCUGGGCGAGGGAGCCGAUCCCAAUAUUUGCCAUCAAACCAGGAGAGCGCAGAUGUCUUCUCCAUACUUGAGCAACAGCAAUGUGUGCACUCCUUUGAUUGCCGCGAUCCAGGUUGUAGCAACGAGGAGCUCUCGCAAGAUUGGAAUGAUCGAAGUGCUGCUUUCUCACGGUGCAGAUCCUCGACUAACUGAUGCCAAUGGCAGAAAUGCCUUCCAGGCGGCUUCCAAUUCCGGGCUGGCUGGAUCGGAGAUCAAACGACUCCUUCAACAAUAUUCGCAAACGUCUCCUCGAAAGAUUAGCGAUGCAUCCAUGUCGACUGUGUUCACUAGGUCAUCUACUUCGAGUGACCACGUAUCUCACGGAUCAAGUCGGAUGAGCUCUCUCAUGAGAUUUUGGAGCAAGUCCGAGUCAACCAGUUCAGGUGUUGACUCGGUUCCGGAAGGGGAAUAG
Colletotrichum orchidophilum is the source of this 2325-nucleotide messenger RNA. RefSeq lists its product as uncharacterized. The transcript is spliced from 2 exons. Bases 1 to 2325 code for a protein of 774 amino acids. The record is from RefSeq and is a predicted model, not a curated record. Gene Ontology annotation, molecular function: protein binding. Lineage: Eukaryota; Fungi; Ascomycota; Sordariomycetes; Glomerellales; Glomerellaceae.